Messenger RNA from Maudiozyma barnettii, 1131 nucleotides. It is a transcript of the gene SCJ1, whose product is annotated as Scj1p. The record is from RefSeq and is a predicted model, not a curated record. NCBI's taxonomy places the organism in Eukaryota, Fungi, Ascomycota, Saccharomycetes, Saccharomycetales, Saccharomycetaceae. The transcript has a single exon. Gene Ontology annotation, molecular function: Hsp70 protein binding. Gene Ontology annotation, biological process: protein refolding. Gene Ontology annotation, cellular component: cytoplasm. The coding region runs from base 1 to 1131 and encodes 376 amino acids.
AUGCGGUCUGCUCUUUUUAUACUAAUACCAUUAUUAACUUGUUUACCAUUUUUGGUGUUAGCACAAGAUUAUUACAAAAUUCUAGGUGUCUCGAGAGGUGCUUCUGAAAAAGAUAUCAAGUCAGCCUAUAGACAACUCUCUAAAAAAUAUCAUCCAGAUAAAAACCCUAAUGAUGAAAAAGCCCAUAACCAAUUCAUUGAAAUCGGUGAAGCCUAUGAAGUAUUGAGCGAUCCAGAAAGACGUAAGAUCUUUGAUCAAUUCGGUGCUGAAGGUGUAAAGAAUGGUGCUGGUGGUGCUGGUGGCGGACCCGGUGGCCAACCUUUCCAUGACCCAUUCGAUAUAUUUGAAAAGAUGUUCCAUGGCCAAGAAGGUGGGAAUCCAUUUGGUGGUGCAAGAGGUGGGAAACAACGUGGACAAAACAUGGUUGCUCGUGAACAAAUAUCAUUAAAACAUUAUUAUUCUGGUAGCGAGAUUGAUUUUACUUUUUCAAUGAACGAUUUCUGUGAUUUCUGUCAUGGUAGUGGAUCACAAGACGGGAAGGUUACUAAAUGUAAAACUUGUCAAGGUCGUGGUGUUACUAUUCAGGUGAUCCAAAUGGGGUUUAUGUCACAACAAAUUCAACAAGUGUGUCCACAUUGUGGUGGUACCGGUGAAGUUGUGAAGAAUGCAUGUAAGACAUGCCAUGGACAUAAAGUGAUGAAAAAGAACAAGCCAUUCCAUGUUAGUGUCCCAGCAGGGGCACCAAGGAAGUACGUUACUGUGAAAAAGGGUGAAGCAGAGAAAAGCCCUGAUUUUGAAGCAGGUGAUUUAAUAUUUGAAUUCAAUGAAAAAUCUGUGGAUAAUAUGGGUUAUAGGAGACGUGGUGAUGACUUAUAUAGAACCGAAGUGAUCUCUAUAGAAGAAGCUUUGAAGGGUAAUUGGGAAAGAAAGAUAGCGUUCUUAGAUGAGAAAAAGACCGUUGUAUUAAAACGUAAAGCAAAUGAAAUUAUACAUAAUGGUGAAACUGAAAGAAUUAAAGGAUUCGGUAUGCCAUUAUUAAGCAAGAAGGGCCAAUUUGGUGAUUUACUAGUGGAGUAUAUUGUUUUAAUACCCCAAACACUUAAAAAUUCUAGGAUAAAAGAUGAAUUAUGA